Microdochium trichocladiopsis is the source of this 1481-nucleotide messenger RNA. RefSeq lists its product as uncharacterized. Gene Ontology annotation, biological process: transmembrane transport. NCBI's taxonomy places the organism in Eukaryota, Fungi, Ascomycota, Sordariomycetes, Xylariales, Microdochiaceae. Gene Ontology annotation, molecular function: transmembrane transporter activity. The record is from RefSeq and is a predicted model, not a curated record. The transcript has 2 exons. Bases 353 to 1084 code for a protein of 243 amino acids.
CAACUACUUUACCCACGAACGAGGUACCUACAUGGGAAUUUACGCCUUCACACUAGCCAGUAGCAACUACUUCACACCAGUCAUCUGCGGUUUGAUUGCAGAGUAUCACGGUUGGCAGUGGGUUUUCUAUUGGCCAGCGUUAUUCCUUGCGUUUGUCUUCAUACUGCUGCUCUUUCUCAUGGAGGAAACCAACUACACCCGCACGUGCCCGUCCCACAAACCGGCAUCCACGACGUCCCCUUCCGCAGCCUCGGGAGCCGGGUCAAGUGUAUAGGAGAAGAGUCUGUCAGCAGCUGCGACAUCGCCAGCUGUAUCAGAACCCGGGGAAACAUACCCGGCGAUCAAGACUUACAUGCAAAAGCUGUCCAUUUGGCAGCCGUCUCCAGGCCAGGGAAUGCUUAGCCGUGCGUUACGGUCCGUCAGAUUUCUGUCGUGGCCCAUUAUCUUCUAUGCUGGGUUUUCCUACGGGACAUACCUGAUCUCGUUCAACGUCUUGAACGCCACGGCAUCAAUGAUCCUUUCCGGUGAGCCAUAUAACUUUCCCCCUUCCCUGGUCGGGAUCAGCUAUUUCUCCUGCUGCGUUGGGGUCAUCGUGGGCGCGAUCCUUUCUGGGCUCUUGAGUGACUGGUUAACAAUCAAGCUUGCUUGCUUGAACAACGGCGUCAUGGAAGCGGAGCACAGAUUGUGGCCCUUCACCAUAUGCAUGAUACUGAUGCCCGGCGGGCUUGUUCUUUGGGGUGUCGGAGCGGCCCAUGGGAUUCAUUGGUUUGGUCUGAUCGUGGCGAUGGGCUGCCUCGCCAUGGCGAUUACAAUAGGUCUCACGAUCUCUGUCAAUUACCUCAUCGACAGCUAUCCCGAGAUCAGCGGUGACACGAUCGUUACGGUCAUUAUUAUCCGCAACACCAUAUCGUUCGCGAUCAGCUAUGGAAUCACACCAUGGCUAUACCAGCUUGGCUACCAGACUUACUUCAUUUCUGCGGCAUUUAUCGGCCUGCCUGUCACGUCUAUUUAUCUGGUCGUCAUCCAUUUUGGCAAAAGACUUCGGGCACAAAGCGCAACCAAGUAUUUCGAGCUUAUGCGAUAGUGUUGCAGUUCGGCGGCUCGGUAAGGUUUGAUGUCUUGUCUUCGCCCUUGACGGGCUUCGCCACGGCGAUCAAGUAGUCAACUCGCAGGGGCAAGAAAAAGCAAGUCAGGCUCCUCAAGGCGGAGGACGUACUCAGUCACGGCGAAGAAGGACCAAGACAGGCCCGAGGCACACACGGAGAGAGACACCGGGACGGAGUUGAUGUUUUGAAGUAAGCACGGAAGGUGCGGCUGGUAAGUGCACUGUUGUCAUGGCGUUCGUUGCCUUUUAAACACGGCUACAGCUAACGUUAUCUCUUAUCCCACGUUGAAUCGAGGGACCAAUAAGAUGCGGGGCCCCGAUAAGGCUCGCACAUGCAGAUAAGCAGGUCCUACGUCAGGCGCCAUGCACCACCGCC